This is a messenger RNA of Drosophila grimshawi, 839 nucleotides long. Its product is annotated as chymotrypsin-2. The transcript is spliced from 3 exons. Gene Ontology annotation, molecular function: serine-type endopeptidase activity. The record is from RefSeq and is a predicted model, not a curated record. Bases 16 to 804 code for a protein of 262 amino acids. Gene Ontology annotation, biological process: proteolysis. NCBI's taxonomy places the organism in Eukaryota, Metazoa, Arthropoda, Insecta, Diptera, Drosophilidae.
AUUCGAACAGAGAAUAUGCUUUCGACAACGCUCCUCCUGCUGCUGGCUGUUGCCUGGGGCAGCGCCUAUGCUGCACCUCCCCUCGGAGGCCGGGUGGUCAACGGCACAGACGCCGUCGUAGAGGACUAUCCCUUUGUGAUCUCGUUGCGAGGUCCCACUGGCUCGCACUCGUGCGGCGGAUCGAUCAUUGCGAAGCAGUUUGCGAUGACCGCGGCUCAUUGUACAGCCGGACGGACUGCUGCUCAAUUGUCCGUGCAGUAUGGUACGACCAGUAUUGCGGCAAGUGGACCCAACGUGGUUGCCGUCAAGCGGAUCAUUCAACACGAACUCUACGAUCCGAGCAGGAACUACGCCAAUGAUAUUUCUCUGCUGCAGGUGGCAGAACCAUUUAACUUCGACUACGUGACUGUGGCGCCCGUGCAACUGCCACCUCUAAACUAUGCCACGCCACAGAUAGCGAAGGGCGGUGCGGGAACCCUCGUUGGCUGGGGCCUCGACAAGACUGGCGGCCAGGUUCAGAAGAACUUGCAGCAGGUGCAGCUGAAGGUCUAUUCGGAUGAUGAGUGCGUGUUGCGCCACAAGGGCUCCACAGAUCCACGCUACCACAUCUGCGGUGGCGUCGACGAGGGUGGCAAGGGACAAUGCAGCGGCGAUUCCGGCGGUCCCCUAAUCGAAGAUGGCAAACAGGUGGGCAUCGUGUCAUGGAGCAUCAAGCCGUGUGCUGUGGCACCUUUUCCGGGUGUCUACUGCAAGGUGGCCAACUACAUCGAUUGGAUUCAACGGAACCAAAUAAUACUGGCUUAGAUCGACAAAUAAAAACCCAUGAACUUUGAUUACUA